This is a messenger RNA of Penicillium canariense, 1353 nucleotides long. Its product is annotated as Paf1-complex subunit LEO1. NCBI's taxonomy places the organism in Eukaryota, Fungi, Ascomycota, Eurotiomycetes, Eurotiales, Aspergillaceae. Gene Ontology annotation, molecular function: RNA polymerase II C-terminal domain phosphoserine binding. The transcript is spliced from 3 exons. The record is from RefSeq and is a predicted model, not a curated record. Gene Ontology annotation, biological process: transcription elongation by RNA polymerase II; positive regulation of transcription elongation by RNA polymerase II. Gene Ontology annotation, cellular component: Cdc73/Paf1 complex; nucleus. Bases 1 to 1353 code for a protein of 450 amino acids.
AUGUCCUCCUCUGACGAGGAGGCUGUCCGCCGCCCCGGCCGCAACACCGGCCACCAAAGUCCCGACGCGAGUGAUGCUGGCAUUGACUCCGGUGCUGAGAACAAUGGCGCUGGUAGUAAUUUGAUGGAUGAGGAUGAUGACGCGGAUCUGUUCGGGUCCGAUGGCUCAGAGGGUGGAUUUGACGAUACUGAUCGACCCCACCGUACCCUGGAUGACGAGCGUCUCGACUCGGGAGAUGAUGAAGACCGCUAUGACCGACGUGAUGACCGGAUGGACGAGGCGCCUGACGGAGAAACCGAGAGUGUCACCAUUGCGGAAAUGACCAUUGCGCGCGCGCCAGUGCCAGCAACUACUGACGGCGAGGUCUACACAAUGCGCGUACCUGACUUCCUCUCUAUCGAAGCAGAAGAGUUCAACCUCGAGACAUACGUUGCGCCUCCGUAUUCCACCGCCGCGACAUCACUCUGCUGGCGCAAAGACCCAGCCGACGAAGACCAGCUGCAGUCAAAUGCACGCUUGGUCAAGUGGGAGGAUGGCUCGAUCACACUCCAACUGGCCUCCGCACCUCUUGAGCAAUACCGCAUUUCGUCCAAACCUCUUGCGCCUCUCUCCAAGUCUGGCGAGUACUCCACAAAGCUGGACUCGCACGUUUACCUCGGGGCUGGCUUGGAACAGGCCGAGCUCUUCCGACUGACGUCGCACGUCACAUACGGUCUUACUGUCCAGCCAACGGCCCUGGAAUCAGACGAUGCCGUGCAAAGGCUGCAGGAGUCCCUGGCCGCCGCCGCUCGCGGCAACAAACAGACUGCCGACGGCUCAGCGCCUCUCAUCGAUCUUAAGGAGGAUCCCGAACUUGCUUCACGCAAGGCAGAGCUCAUGGAAAAGGAGGCCAUGCGCGCGGAGCGCCGCCGCCAGCAGCUGGCUGAUCGCGAGGCAGACCGCACCCGCCGUGUGGGUGCGCCCCGUCCUCAUAUGGCCAACGGUCUCAGCGUUGGCGGUCUGGAGGAUGAUGGUCUUCGUACAACCCGUCCUCGCGCCAAACCCCGCCGCACCAACCGCCGCGGCGAAAUCAUGACAGACGAGGAGUCUGACUAUGGCCGUGGCCGCACUCGCGAAGACGAAUAUGACGAGGACGACGGCUUCUUGGUCGGCAGUGAUGAGGAUAUCGAAGAGGAAGCUGACGAUGAUGAUGAGGAGGUGCUCGAGGACGAGGAUAUGGAUGCCGAAGGAGAGGUAGACGAUGAAGUUGCUCCCUCCAAGCCAGCCCGGAAGGAGGAGGCGCCGCGAGAGGCAACACCGCCAGCCCGGAAGAAGAACCGCUACGUGGUUGAUGAUGAUGACGAGGAUGAGUGA